AAAUUUGCUUUCAUUUUCCUAUUUUUGCAAAUGUUUCUAUUUUGCAUAUUUUCUACGUGUUGUAAGUUUGAUUUACGUCUGUGUUUUUCACAUACAUUCGACGUACAGUAAAACUGACGCGUCAAGUCUCUGGUCCACCACGCGUACUCACGCCGCGCGUGUGCUGCCGGUGUACCGGGGCGCGGGAGGGGUGUGUUCCGUAUUUGUGUGUAGAAGAACAAGCGCAUGCGCUUUACGAGAGCCGAAACAGAAGCGGAGCGCGUCAGACCGCAGCGGCUGCAGAUUUUUCCCGUCAGACGGGAGGGGAGGAGAGGAGGCCAGCAGGAAGAAGGGACCGUAGGGAGAUGGGAAUACUUUUAUUCAGAGGGAUAUGGAUUUAACGCACAAAAUCACGGAGAUUCUCACUUGACAUCGCAACAUCCACCCGUAUUGCGUUCGGAAGCGCUGGGAAUUAUAGGCUAGGCUACUCUCAACCCCGGUGAUGAUGACGACUGGAAAGUGAAUCUGGAGUGAUGAGACAAAACGCGAAAGGAGAAAAGCGCGCUGCUGGAUCCAUCCGACAGGGUUGUUGUCUCCCCGGACUCAGGGUUGAUUAUCGGUACCGUCGUUCUCCUCUCACAGGCGUGGAGGUCAUAUAAUGGAGAGCCCCAAUGGCUCCGACACCAAACCGCAGAGCCAUCAUCAUCCUCAGGUGGAGAAGAAGAGGUUAAACCGCGCGCCGUCCCCUGCCAGACCCGUCCUUAAGGAUGUCCACUCUCGAUCGGGCAAACAGAUCGUGCCAAAAUCACCCAAACUCAACAAGCCGCAAGCGUCCGCUGCUCCGGUAGCGUCUCAAAGCCGCGUACCGAGACGCGCCACCCCCAGCGCGAAGGAAAAACCGGCACCUGCAAAAAGCAACAUCAAGCCCUCAUCUACAAAAAAGUCCGUUAAGGUCACUCAGCAUGCAGCAUCCGAACCGAAACCGGCCGGCAGAGUGGUUGACACCGCUCCGCAAAUCGCCAAAAGCAAGCAGAGGUUGGCCCCUCUUUCCCACGGUCCCGUCGGAUCCCCGAUACGCGUUCCCACCGGCCGGGUUUGCCAGACGGACAGCAGUUCGGAUUUGUCCGAUUGUCCAUCCGAACCUCUGUCCGACGAGCAGAGACUCGUUCAAGCCGCCAGUAGCGAUGUGGAGUCGUGUAGCGGCUCCGGUUCGAGCGAGCGCGGGGAGCAGGUGGCUGAGAUUCGUGUGCGCACGGCGGACUCGAGCGCGACGCUCAGAGAAGCGGCGAUGUCAGGUGCGCACGCUGGGAAAUGUAAAGCGGAGAAAACCGCACAAUUCAAAGCGAAAGGGAAGGAAAUUAUCCAAGAGGAAUUGUUAAGGGAAAUCGAAGACCUUCGUUCGGAAAAUGACUACCUCAAGGAUGAAGUGGACGAGUUGCGUGCCGAGAUGGAGGAAAUUAGGGACAACUACCUUGAAGAGGAGGUCUACCAGCUACAGGAACUACGCAGGGAACUGGACCGUUCCAACAAGAACUGUCGAAUCCUUCAGUACCGCCUCCGCAAGGCUGAACAAAAGAGUUUGCGUGUAGCUCAGACCGGACACGUUGACGGAGAUCUUCUACGCGGUCUGGAGCAAGACCUAAAGGUGGCCAAAGACGUAUCGGUGCGUCUGCACAAUGAACUGGAGACGGUGGAAGACAAGCGCACGCGGGCGGAAGAUGAAAACGAGAUGCUCAGGCAAAAGAUCAUCGAAGUGGAGAUCUCCAAACAGGCCCUGCAUAAUGAAUUCGAGAGAGCCAAAGAGACCGCUCUGCGCAGACGGGGGAGCAGAGAAACAUUCAAAGACAAGAAGUCAUUAACUCAGGAGGACAGUGCAGACCUGCGUUGUCAGCUGCAGUUUGCCAAGGAGGAAUCGACCCUUAUGCGUAAAAAGAUGGCAAAACUGGGCCGUGAGAAGGAUGAACUGGAACAGGAGAUGCAGAAGUACAAAUCGCUAUACGGGGACGUCGACAGCCCUUUGCCCCUGGCGGAUGUGACGGGUGGAGGUCCCCACACUACCCGCGAGGCAGAGUUACGCUUACGGCUCAAACUGGUAGAGGAGGAAGCCAACAUCCUGGGCAGGAAAAUCGUAGAGCUAGAGGUGGAAAACCGCGGACUUCGGGCGGAAAAUGAGGACCUGCGCUGCCAAUACGAGAGAGACUGCUUCGGGCGUGAACCCUUCUCGAGUGUCCCUACCUCACCGUAUGGUGGCGAUGCGUUGGAAUCUGCCAGUGAACUUCGCCGCCACCUGCAGUUUGUGGAAGAGGAGGCGGAGCUUUUGCGCCGCUCCAUCUCUGAGAUCGAGGACCACAACAAGCAGUUGACAUCCGAGCUUAACCGUUUCAAAUUUGGGCCCAGCCAAAGUGAAAGGGAGUCGGAGGGUGCUGAAGGUGCAAGUGCUGGGGCACUAAAACCUACCAGCGGGAGUGGGGGAGGUAAUGGUUUCUUAGCUUGCCCAGUUAACAGCGCCACCCUACAGGAGGAGCUGAAAACCUCAAGACUCCAAAUUAACGAGCUUAGCGGGAAGGUGAUGAAAUUACAGUACGAGAACCGGGUGCUAAUCUCAAAUAUGCAGCGUUGUGACCUGGCGUCAAACCUUGGUGUGCGCACCGGUAGCCCUCGUGAUAGCGACGCGGACAGCGAUGCCGGGCGAAGGGAACAAGACGAAGAGGAGACGGCCAGGCUUUUGUUGCUGCAGCCCAAACGGGAAGGUCCUGUCGGUGGGGAGAGCGACUCCGAUGAUCUGUUUGAGAAGACUGCUACCUCUGGGUUCGCCAGUGGUGAGAAACCCUCUGGAGAGUCGGGAGCUGCCGAGUUGGCCCAGCGGAGACGAGAGGACCGGGAGACGCUCAACAACAUCAGGCGUGAAGUGGAACGACUCGGAAAAACAGUGGAACGGCUCAUUACGGACACAGACAGUCUUGUCCGCGAAGGACACCUGGUGGUCAUGGGAGGGGAUUUUCUAGAGGGUUCUGAUACUAAAUCUAACCCCGGCACACAGGUGCUCGAUUCCAUCAACACCUGCAUGAGGACUUUCCGAACUGAACUCCAGCUAUUCAUGGAAAAGGUAGAUCAUCUAGGGGAUGGUUUACGGGAACGUACGGAUGACCUCUCCCCUAUGCCCAACCUCACCGAAUCCAGCAGCUUUCUCUCCACGGUCACCUCCAUGUCAAGGGACUCACCCAUCGGAACCCUGGGAAGAGAUCUGAUGACAGACCUUCAGUACUGGCGAAGGGAAGAGCAGGACUGGUGCCUAGACCGGCAGAGUGGCCCGGAGCCCCAGGGGCAGGUCAGCGCUAAGGGGUCCGCCACACCCAGGGGCGCCCCUGGACACAGUAGAUACAUCAGGCCACACAGUUUCAGACCCGAGUGCUGGGAUUUUGAGAGUGCUGUUCUGUGUUCUGGUGGGGUUCAGUUCCGUGACCCGGUGCUACCUGAGGUGGUAACCCCUACCAGAGAGAUGCAGUUACGUCUGGACCAUGAGAGGAGGAUGAGAUGUGGACCGGAGGAGAGAGAGAGCUCAACAUCAACCGUCCCUCAGGAUGAGGAGAGGCAGCGUUCAGAGGCGCGGCGAGGGCUCGAACUUCAGGGCCUUCAAUCUCACGAGCCACAGGAAAGAGUCCUGCUCCAACAAGAGGUCAGGUUCUUCCGGCAAAACAUGAUCAUUGUCUACAUGAAGCUGCGAUGGAUCCUCAUGCACUGGAGACUCGGCCGCAGGACGGACGCCGCAGAGGAGGGAGCGCAUGCAGAGUACGAGAGAUUGGAGAACAUUCCAGAACUGAGCAGUGUGAUUGAGCAGGGGGACAGCGAGACAGAAAGAGAAGAUAAAGUUUGUCACCAGAUCACAGGAAGUGACAUCACAGAGCCCGCCCCACUCUUGCUUUCUCCAGAGAGAUUUCAGUAUCAGAAACAGGUGGGUGAAAGUCGGCGGGUACUGAACGCCCUGCGCUCCCUGCUGGAAGAGCUGAGGGCGGAGCUUCGCGAGGAGGCCCAGCGGCGCUGGCAGCUGCAACAGACGCUAGCCAAUGAGAGAGCAACGUGGGAAAUGCAGAGGGCUGAAAUGAGGAGCCAUGUUGCCAAGCUGCAAGGGGUGAGUGGUGAGUCUGCAGGCGCAGCCGCAGCAGAUGCGCUGCAGCAGGAACGUGAGGAACAGUGCCGCCUGCUGGCCGACAGUCACAGCCUGACACUGGAGCUGCGCUGGAAACUGCAGCAUGGAGAGAAGCGUUGGACCCGCGAACGGAACGAAAUGUUGGACCGAUUCGAGAAAGAGAGGCACGAAUGGGAGCACAGCUUACGAGAAAUGCACCGCAAGAUGGAGAAGAUGCAGAAAGAUCUGCGUCAUUCGGAGGGGGCUCACCAGUCAGAAGGAGGUUCAGCGCAUGUCUUCUCACCUCAGGAGAGCCCAUCGAAGCCUCCCAGAUCUCCUCGCUCCCCCUGCACAGCAGCGCACAUGCGCUCACACUCCGACUCUGAGGCCACGCUGGAUGAGAAGGGCGCAGUGAGCAGACUCAGACCUUGCGAGGGACCUCGGGUCUCAGAGAACCUGUUUUUGGACGCCCUCUCUUUGGACUCCCUAAGAGAGAUGGAGGUUCCCCCUCCAUCAUGUCUGGAGAUGGAGAAGCGUUUUCCCUGCAUGAAGGAAGCUCUGAAUGAGAUUUGUGAGACUGUAGAAACGGAUGUUUACCCGGAUGAGGAGAUGGGUGCCGGCAGUCUGCUCAGGGCAAAGUCGGUUUGCUCCAUGAGCGAAUUCCAGCGAUUGAUGGACAGCUCCCCCUUCCUACCAGACAAGAGCAAGUCUGGCGAGCACGGGCAGGAUGAUGUAACUCCUCCCCUUUCACCAGACGACCUCAAGUACAUUGAAGAGUUUAAUAGUAAGGGCUGGGAUCUGCCCACAAGCUCCCUGACGGCUUGCCCCAUGCCCGGUACAAUAAUUCCCCCUCCCGUGACGGAGGCCUGGGCAGAGAGGACAGAAUCCCGAAGGGCCGAAUCUAGUUCAGAAGCAUUCCAGCCAGCCUCUUGGUACCUAACUACCAGCGCUACCCUGACCACCAACACCAUGAGUAGUCCCGAGUACUGCCAAAAGCUCCCGCUUAGGACAGCACAGGGGUCAGAACAGUUUGGGGUUCAGAUCAUUCAUAGCCCUGCAAGAGGGGAGCGGUCUGCUAUGGGCCCUACUGAGCAGGAGUAUUUGUUCUCAAAAAUGACCAAAGUAAACACAGGGGAGGUCAUAGGAGGUGCAGAGGAGGUGUUUGGAGGCAGAUGGCCAUGUGAGUUAAGGAGUCAUUUGGAGGCAGGACUCAGGCCUGGAGAGCACCCAUUGCUUUGUCCUGCCGUAGGGUACAGUUCACCUCUAGAGCUAGAGAUGGCACGCAAUCUCAGCGAUGACAUGAAGGAAAAGGCCUUUUCCACCCUCAACACCAUCCGAUCCUCUGCGUCUGGAUCCAGCCCUCCAGAAAGGCAGCUACGAGAUAUGGCGUGUCAGACGAACGGUUUAACCUCACGGGGCACUCAGACCACCCAGACCAUCAGCGUGGGGCUCCAAACAGAGACCAUCCGCACCCUCACCAGCAGCCCACACCGCUGUCUAACACCCAAAGGAGGCUCCACCCCAAUCUCAUCCCCAUCUAGGAGCCUGAGAAAGAUGCAGUACUCUCCUGUAGUUCAGGCCAAGUUCGAGCGCCCCUGCUGUUCCCCUAAAUACGGCUCACCCAAGCUCCAAAGGAAACCCUCUUCCAAUUCUGUCAAAACCGACCAACCUGCUGCCCAAGUCCGUGUUCCUACCCCAACAGCUCAGCAGCAAAAAGGCAACAAUGAAUCCGCUUGGGCACGCUCCACGACAACCAGGGACAGUCCAGUUCACACCACCAUCAACGAUGGCCUCUCCAGCCUCUUUAACAUCAUCGACCACACGCCCAUCGCUUACGACCCUGUGCAAAAGUUCAACAAGUCUCCCAGCCGCUCUCGUCCCACGGAGGCAGGGCCUCAGGGGUCGGCGGAUUCCAAAUCUCCAAGCGUUUGUGCCACACAGGGGCCUUUGAGAAACUCUCGGGGCCGGUCCCCAAGCCCUGUGCAGCUGAUCGUAGAAACGCAGGGCGAGAAGAAUCCAGAGGUUAUUAGCAUCAGACAGGAUCUGUCCGCUCCGCCGGGUUACACGCUAGCAGAGAACGCCGCACGGCUCUUAAAUAAGAAACUGCUGGAGCAGAGCUUCAGAGAGGAGAGGAAACUUUCAACUACAGCUGCUCAGAACAAAGGGGAUGCAGAGAAACCAGGAUGUCUUGAGGACUUGCCACGUUCGCCAGUUGCCCCGCCUCUGGACUCUCGCUUCCUGCGUCCGGCACGCCCCGCAAACCGACGCCCACCGUCCCGCUGGGCUGCCCACUCGCCGUCAUCUUCCCCCAACUACAAAGAUCGCACGGAGUUCCGUUUCCCCUCGCCAGUCAGAGCGGUUCAGACCAUCCCAGAAUCAGAGGAACCCGGUCAGGAGGUUAACCUUUAACCAGUCUUUAACACUCCUGCUUCCUUGCAACUUAGGCAUCAUUUUGUUUUGGAUUUUUUUAAACCAGCCGGUUUAUCAUGACAGUUUUUCUUUCCUGUCUGGAAUAGCGUGAUGGAUGAAAAAAGCUCAGGGCUGAUAACCAGAAGUAUGGAGCCAGCACCGUAGUGCCCUUGAGCAAAGCAGGCUGUGUUUGGAAUUGAAUGCUAGUAUACUAUUUACUGCACACUAUAUACUGUAUCCUCUAUACAGCCUACUGUCGUUUUCAAAUAGUAUGUACACUGUCAGAAAAAAAUAACAAUAAUAAUCCUUGACUGUCACCGGGGCUGCAGUACACUUUAAGAAAGUACACGUUUGCACCUAAAGAGUUCAUAUAGUACCUAAAAAAAGUAAUGUACACACAUCUGUACCUAAGUGGUACAUAUUAGGACUUUUUUUAAAGGGUACUGCCUCAGUGACAGCUUGGGACUUUUCUUCUGACAGUGUAGUAUGUACCCGUAAACUUUGACUUCAUUACAUUAGCACGUUUAAAUACGUUGAGUUAGCUGGAUAAAUAAAUGAGGUUAUUUUGCACCGUUAAUCAAAUUAUGUCUAAAAACAAAGAUUUAUAUUUUUUUGUAAAUUAUUACUUUUGGUUCAGUGGUCACAUUGGAAAGGGUUUAAAUGGGUCAUAUUAUGAUAUUUUUUUUUUAAGAUGUAGAAUAAGUCUUUGGUGUCCCCAGAGUAUGUAUAUGAGGUUUUAGCUCAAAAUAUCCCACAGAUAAUUUAUUAUAGCAUGUUAAAAUUGCCACUUUGUAGGUGUGAGCAAAAAUUUGCUGUUCUCGGUGUGUCCUUUUAAAUGAAAAUGAGCUGUUGAAAUGCAAACACUGAUCACCAUAAUGGUGUUUGGUUGAAAAUUGUGCUGUCAAUAAUUUUUUUCUCUCUGCACUAUGCCGUGGUUGGAUAGUGCAGAUGAAGGGGCGGUAUUAUUGUCACAAAACGAAAUCUGAAUGAUCAAAUCGUUCACAUGCUUGCAGUUACUGGGUUGUUCUUUUUCACAUUUUCUAGGUUAAUGCAAGCACUAGGGACCCAAUUAUAGCACCUAAACAUUUUCGUGCUAUGACCCCUUUAAAGUCGCCAUGAAACAGAAGUAGCAAUUGUCUUUUUUUCCAUAUUGUGACAUAUAUACAAGUGAAACAGCUUUUGACAUGAAAAAAGAUGUAGGGCGGGACUUGGUUUCAUCCAUAGAGACAGAGCGCAGCGCGUCAU
Messenger RNA from Misgurnus anguillicaudatus (oriental weatherfish), 7759 nucleotides. Lineage: Eukaryota; Metazoa; Chordata; Actinopteri; Cypriniformes; Cobitidae. The record is from RefSeq and is a predicted model, not a curated record.